AUGGGUGCAGUGACCAUUGCAGGGCCUCUCCUUGGGGCCCUAGGCCUCGCCUCUUCUCUUGCAGGCGUCGAGGCCUUUGGGAAAGCUGCUCUAGCAGACAUAACAACACCGCUGCUGCAGCAGCAGGGCCCCCUUGAUGCUGCUUCUCUCCCCUCUUCUGUUGGUUCUCAGCAGGGGGGGGCCCCCAUAUAUCCUCACUACAUGGGGGGCCCCUCAGUAGACAGCAGCAGCAGCAGCAGCAGCAGCAGAAGCAGCAGCAGCAGCAGCUGGCCUGCCUCUAUUGUCUCCACCGUCUCCACCUAUCUCACGGCUCCCUCUUAUAGCAGCAGUGCAGGUUUGUUGCACUGCAACACAGCAGCAGCAGCAGCAGCAGCAGCAGCAGCAGCAGCAGCAGCAGCAGCAGCAGCAGCAGUAGCAGCAGCAGCAGCAGCAGCAGCAGUAGCAGCAGCAGCAGCAGCAGCAGGUGUUUUUUGUUUUUUUUUUUUUUCAGGCCCAACGGAAAUCUCUGACGCUUCUAUCGCUCAUCAAGGCAAGUGA
Molecule: messenger RNA, 537 nt
Organism: Eimeria mitis
Lineage: Eukaryota; Apicomplexa; Conoidasida; Eucoccidiorida; Eimeriidae
Exons: 3
Coding region: 1-537 (178 amino acids)
Molecular function (GO): ice binding
Source: RefSeq, a predicted model, not a curated record